This is a messenger RNA of Sardina pilchardus (European sardine), 3496 nucleotides long. RefSeq names its product zinc finger protein 135-like. Bases 248 to 1807 code for a protein of 519 amino acids. Gene Ontology annotation, molecular function: RNA polymerase II cis-regulatory region sequence-specific DNA binding; DNA-binding transcription factor activity. The record is from RefSeq and is a predicted model, not a curated record. NCBI's taxonomy places the organism in Eukaryota, Metazoa, Chordata, Actinopteri, Clupeiformes, Clupeidae. The transcript is spliced from 3 exons. Gene Ontology annotation, biological process: regulation of transcription by RNA polymerase II.
GAGCCCGUCUACUUAUUAGACAUUCUCUGAUUUCAACUUUCGCUAUAAUCACGGUGCUCUCGAGUCGCGAGGAGGAUAUCUCACGUGUAGUCAAGUCUACCACAGGGAACGCGAAUUUCAUAGAUGUCGGUUCAAGAUGUUGCGGAGACAAACACCAAAUCAGCAGACCUAAUUUGAUGCAGCAACGAACUUGCGGAAGGAAGGUGAUUGAACUGAUUUGGAUGGGAUCUAGUGCUCUGCUAACAACAUGGAACUCGAACUUCCACUUAGCUCUGGCUGUGCUGAAACACACCAGUUUGGCCUGAGAGUGAUGGUGAAAGAAGAAGAUAUUAAAGAGGAGGAAUAUGAUCACAUGAUUUCAUGUCCAAAUGACGAAGAAAAGCCCUUUGCAGAGUUUCACUGCAAAACUGAAACAGACACCACAGAGUCACCAAGGUCUACUUACAAUGAAAUACUACAGACAACUGUGAAGACUGAAGUGAAGAAAGAGGAAGAAGAGGAGGAGGAAGAUGGAGAGGAGGAGGAAGAAGAAGAGGAGGAGGAGCAGCAUGAACAUCUGCUGGAAAGUGUAUCAGAACACCCACAUAUAACGCAUCAGAAGAUCCAUGGACUGAAUGAUGAACUCCACCUGCAACAUGAAGGAAGGCUGCACCACUGCACCGUCUGCAGGAAGAGCUUCACCACCCUGACAGAACUUGAGAAACACCAGCAAACGCACUCAGUUUGGGUGAAUGAAAAGGAGAGGUCUCGCAAAAAGCCACAUAAAUAUUUGCAUUGUGAAAAAGCAUUUACAACACCCUCACCAGUCAACCACAACAUGCUAUGCACACAUACAGGAGAGAGGCCUCAUACAUGUUCUCAGUGUGGAAAAGGUUUUUCACAUGGUUCCAGUCUUUCACGCCACAUGCUUGUACACAAAGGAAUGGACAUGCUGUGUGCACCUGUAGGAGAGAAGCCUCAUGAAUGUACUCGGUGUGGGAAAGGUUUUUUGCACAGCUCGAGCCUUUCACGCCACAUGCUUGCGCACAAAGAAGUGCACACAGGAAAACGUCACAAAUGUGCCCUCUGCGGAAAAGGUUUUUCACAAUUUGCAGGUCUUAAAAGGCACAUGCAAAUACACGCCGGAAAGAAUCCAUAUACGUGCUUCCACUGUGGGAAGGUUUUUUCACAACUUCAUCAUCUUAAAACCCACAGAAAAACACACACUGGAGAGAAGCGGUAUGUAUGUACCCAUUGCGGAAAAGCAUACAGAAGAUCCACGAGCCUUAAAUACCACAUGGUUACACAUACUGACAACAGUCUUCAUAAAUGUGCUCAGUGUGGAAAAGCAUUUCCGGCCCCUUCGAGGCUUAAAACCCACAUGCUAGUACACACCGGAGAGAAGCUUCACGUAUGUGGCCAGUGUGGAAAGGGCUUUUCACAAAUGUAUACUCUUAAACGCCAUAUACGAGCACACGUCGGAGAGAAGCCUCAUAAAUGCGACCAGUGCGGAAAGGUGUUUAAACACCUCCAAACUCUCCAAGACCACAUGCUAGUGCACACGGGAGAGAAGCCUCAUAAAUGCGACCAGUGUGGAAAAGCCUUCAGAACAUCCCCUACCCUUAGAAGCCACAUGCUCACACAUACUGAGAAGAGUCUUCAUAGAUGUGCUCAGUGUGGAAAAGCUUUUGCGGCCCCUUCAGCGCUCGAAACCCACAUGCUAACUCACACUGGAGAGAAGCGCCAUCAAUGUUUCCGGUGUGGAAGAGUUUUUUCAACAAUGUUUAAUCUUAAACGUCAUAUGCUAGUACACAAGGGAACGGAUUAAAGCAACACUAAAGCACUUGUCCGCGGUCGCAAGCACGUUAUUUGUUCAUCCAGCACUGGCUUUGUAAAUAGGCCUAAUGAUGUCCACAGACAAGCUAGAGUAUGACUUUAUGAAAGUAUGAUGUGUUGUGACAUCAAAGCAGGUUGCCCUGUAUCUGUCGCCCUCAUUAGUUGCCCUGUGUCUGUUGCCCUCAUUAGUUGCCCUGUGUCUGUUUUGUCUGUUACCCUCAUUAGUUGCCCCUGUGUCUGCCCUCAUUCUGCCCUGUUGCCCUGUGUCUGUCACCCUCAUUAGUUCCCAUGUGUCUGUUGUGUCUGUUACCCUCAUUAGUUGCCCUGUGUCUGUCGCUGUCAUUAGUUACCCUGUGUCUGUCGCCCUCAUUAGUUGCCCUGUGUCUGUUGUGUCUGUUACCCUCAGUAUUACCCUGUGUCUGUUGCCCUCUGUAUGUUGUGUCUGUUACCCUCAUUAGUUGCCCUGUGUCUGUUUCCCUCAUUAGUUGCCCUGUGUCUGUUGUGUCUGUUACCCUCAUUAGUUGCCCCUGUGUCUGUUGUGUCUGCCCUCAUUAGUUGCCCUGUGUCUUGUGUCUGUUACCCUCAUUAAUUGCCCUGUGUCUGUUACCCUCAUUAGUUGCCCUGUGUCUGUUGUGUCUGUUGCCCUCAUUAGUUACCCUGUGUCUGUCGCUGUCAUUAGUUACCCUGUGUCUGUCGCUGUCAUUAGUUACCCUGUGUCUGUCGCCCUCAUUAGUUACCCUGUGUCUGUUACCCUCAUUAGUUGCCCUGUGUCUGUUGUGUCUGUUACCCUCAGUAUUACCCUGUGUCUGUCGCCGUCAUUAGUUGCCCUGUGUCUGUUGUGUCUGUCGCUCCCAUUAGUUGCUCUCCAAUUUUUCAUACACAAAAUUAUAUUUAAGUUACACGUCAGUAAACCUCACUCUUGUUUAGUCACUCCUCUCCUCUCUCACUCUCUCUCACACACACACACACACACACACACACAGACACACACACAGACACACUAGAAGGACAAGGCUUUUCUAGUCACAAUCUUUCAGAUUUCACACACACUAGGAGGAGGAGGCCUUUCAGAUUUUUGGUUUCUCUCCUUCUUCCACUUCUUCUCUCUUUCUUCCCCUCUUCUCCUUCUUCUCUAUUUUUUUCAUUUCUUUACAUGUGAUGCAUUCUUGUUUUAUGUGGUUUAUUUGCCAUCUAACUUAAUAUGGGUUAAGUUUACUAUGUUCAACUGACAUCUAACUUACUGCAGUUUACUUGGCUAUUUGGUUUCACUUAGAUGACAUCUAACUUACUGCAGUUUACUUGGCUAUUUGGUUUCACUUUGAUGACAUGUGACUUACUUAAGCCUUAACGCCUGUUUACACCAAGAACGAUAAUGAUAACGAUAACUAUAGAAAAAUAUCGUUCUCGUUCAUAUGAAUGGCGCCGUUCACACAUAAACUAUAACGAUAACGACAUGAAGAACGAUAAAUUUUGAGAACGAUCAAAAGCGAACAGCCAAUCAGAACCCAUAAUAUUCUAGCCAUCACAUUCAUUAACACGAGGAGAGACUUUUCUUAUCGUUGGCCAGUGUGGGCGCUUUUAUCGUUAUGGUUAUCGUUAUCGUUAUCGUUCUUGGUGUGAACGGCCCUUUAAGUGUAUAAUUUAAAUUGAUGACGUAUCAUUUACUGUUUAAUAAAUUUAC